CCUGUACCUUCGUCCGUGAUUUCGAGUGGAUUUCAGUAGUUGGACAGUAGGAGCGAAUGAAAGAGAAUCCGUUAGGCUCCAAAAGAUGCAGCUGUCGAAAUAGCGAAUCAAAAUUUGACAGAUUUUAUACCAUACGGUCGUUAGUUUAACGUAUAUAGAAGACAGCCUAGUGUAGGAGUUUCUGGGUGGAGCUGGAUGGCCACCGUGGUGACCGCGAAGAAGGAAAAGCGGCCCGCCCAGGAUGACGUCGACUCCGAUGGCAAAAAGCCCAGGAAGCUGCUGCCCAGCUUGAAGACUAAGCGUGCGGCGGAGCUGGUGCUGGUGGUGGGGACGGGCAUCAGCUCGGCCGUGGCCCCCCAGGUCCCGGCCCUCCGGUCCUGGAAGGGGCUCAUCCAGGCCCUGCUGGACGCGGCCGACGACUUCGACCUGCUGGAGGAGGAGGAGAGCCGGCGCUUCCAGAAGAGUCUGCACGAGGACAAGAACCUGGUGCACGUGGCCCACGACCUCAUCCAGAAACUGUCCCCUCGCACAGACAACGUGCGCUCCACGUUCUUCAAGGACUGCCUUUACGAGGUGUUCGACGACCUUGAGUGUAAGAUGGAGCACACGGGGAAGAGUCUGCUGAGCUCCAUCCUGCAGCUGAUGGAGAGCGGGGCGCUGGUGCUCACCACCAACUUCGACAACCUGCUGGAGAUCUACUCCACCCACCAGGGUGCCCGGCUCGAGUCACUGGACCUGACUGAUGAGAAGAAGGUGCUGGAGUGGGCCCAGGAGAAGAGGAGAAUGAGUGUGCUACACAUCCACGGCGUUUACACCAACCCCAGCGGCAUCGUGCUGCAUCCCGCCGGCUACCAGAACGUUCUGAGGAACACAGAGGUCAUGCGGGAGAUCCAGAAGCUGUACGAGACUAAGUCCUUCCUGUUCCUGGGCUGCGGGCGCACGGUGGAGGACACCACGUUCCAGGCGCUGUUCCUGGAGGCGGUGAAGAACAAGUCGGACCUGGAGCACUUCAUGCUGGUGCGGCGCGAGGACGUGGGCGAGUUCAAGAAGCUGCGCGACAACAUGCUGGACAAGGGCAUCAAGGUCAUCUCCUACGGCAACGAGUACGCCCACCUGCCAGAGUACCUGCAGCGGCUGGCCGACGAGAUCUGCUACCAGGAAACGGCCGCCAACGGCUGGGGCAAAGAGGAGGAAGACAAGCAGAAUGACUUUGACUCUCAGAGGAGCCUGUCAGCCGACUGUCGGUCUUGAGAGGUCCGGCAGGGUCCAGGGCAGGAUAAGCGUCCACCUCUGUCCCUGCAGUUCGAGAGGCUCCACCAUAGAGAUCUGAGGCUGAGAUACUCACGUUUGAAAGAGCCCUGCAAAACUGUCAAACCAUUACCUUCUAAUGCCCUCUUCAUCCCUAAAGCACAGUGUUUUUUUGUUUUAAGAAAGGGAGAGUCUCAGACAAACCCCUGGGGGGAUACUCCACCUCCCACUCCAAAGGGCUAUUAAAAGGGCCCACCCCCCAUGUCAGAGUGUGGGCCCCACCAAGACUGAAGCACCUUCAAUAAAGACUAGCAGCAGCAGCAGCCGGGUUCGAGCCCCCGACAGUGGACUGCAUCAGGAGAACAGCCUGGCAAAGGGAGCUGAUGGGACCUGAGCCAAAGGGAGUCCGACCACAGCAAGGGUCCUCCUCCUGUCCCAGUUCUUAAUAAAAAUGGCUUAAGCCAACACUCAUUUCAAAAAAGUAUUUAAACAUACAUGCACGGUAAUAGAAAAAGAUGUUUACAAAAAAGUUUUAGGUUUGUAGCUACAUGACCACUGCACUCUGUCUUACCUGAAUGAAUCCACCUACAAAAUUUGGUGCAAUAACUGCAGUGUCCACUUGUCCUCCCUUGAUACUGUGAAUGAAAUGUUCGGUUUUGAACUGACAAUCUGUAAUGGGCUAAUGUUUCCUUCAUUAGCAUAGGUUUAGUCGUCCAAACCCAUUGCCACACAUGGUGAGAGAUGCCAGUAGUAGCCCAACCCUCAGUCCAACAAUACCAUUCAGUGUACAGAGUAUGUAAUUCCCUACAACAUAGCCAACUCUGUUGCGGAAGAAAAGUAUUCUUAUAUACAGCCCUUUGUAAUCUUUUAUAUUUGCAGUAUUCCAUGUGUGGUUUCAGUGUUUGAAGUAUUUAUACAUCGUUUUAAAAUAAAUCGUUUUUUUUUUUUGCUAUUUGAUAUUCCCGAGUUUCUUUUAAGUAAUUUCAUCCUAAAUUAAAAAUGAAACUGCUAAUAAAGUUGUUCAAAUCA
This is a messenger RNA of Conger conger (European conger), 2277 nucleotides long. Its product is annotated as protein FAM118B-like. NCBI's taxonomy places the organism in Eukaryota, Metazoa, Chordata, Actinopteri, Anguilliformes, Congridae. The transcript has 8 exons. The coding region runs from base 196 to 1251 and encodes 351 amino acids. The record is from RefSeq and is a predicted model, not a curated record.